UGUUUCCUCAUUUGUAAAAUUAGGGAUUCAGUACCUGUUCUCCCUCCUACUUACUGUAGGUGGGACAGGGUUUGAGUCUGACCUCGUUAUCUUCUACCAUAGCGCUUAGAGUGAAUGGCAUAUAAUAAGCGCCUAACGGAUACAGUUAUCAUUACAACUGUCACUUCCUAUAACAAAUCUACGUGCAUCAACAUGGACCAUCUUAUACUUAGAACAGACAUGUUAUGGGAAGAACUCUCCCUUAUUCUUCAGUAGUAUGAUGAAAAUUACACAUUGAGACAGAACUGUUUGGUCAUGAGUGAGACAACACUGUGGGAGCUUCAUCGUCUUUCGCCUGUAAGGCCAGGAAAAUACACCAACUGAUGCCCCGCGCGAGCAAAUACCUACACGAUGCAACAGUGACCUUCCUCUUCUGGAAAUGGGACACCCCGGAAGCAGACUUAUUUGCAAGGGAAGAAAAGGCAAAGCUUCCCAGUUUCCACUGAAGGAACUAUUCGCCUGGGGGUGGGGGGCAUAAAGGGGACCACAUUGUCAGUUCCUUGAAGGAUGGGCUUUGGAACCACCCCUACACCUCCCCCCACCCCUUUUCUCACAUACCAACAAAGAUCAGGUGGUACUAGGCAUCCAAAUCCUAGUGUGUGAGAAAAGGCUGUAGGGGACGACGCCAAAUCCCUUCACACCAAGGAAUUGACUUGGAUCAGGAAUGGGUGCCAGUAAUACCAGAAGUGGCCAUAUCCAGCCAACGCUAGGAUCCCCUGAAACACCUCGUGCAUCUCAGCCAAUCCGUUCUCCAGACCUCCUCUGUCAAAGUACACCCAGUGGCAUGGUAAACUUUCCCUGGACAGGCGGAUGGGAAGAGACUAGGGGGAAAUACCCCUCAUCACUGGGUUCAUGAAGGGACCCAACCACUUACAUUCCCCAAGGUGCACACCUUCUGCACCUUAGGAUGUAAACGUAGUGCUCACACAACUAUCAUAUCUCCCAUUCGAAGCCACUGGGGCAUAUUCAAGCACUCGUCGUGGAAGAUCGACUACCUGGUGGCAGUCACUUCAGUCCAUUCGACCUUUGAGCUUUGAUCACUUUUGUUAGAUACCCAACGUAGUGCUCACACAACUAUCAUAUCUCCCAUUCGAACCCACUGGGGCAUAUUCAAGCACUUGUCGUGGAAGAUCAGCUACCUGGUGGCAGUCACUUCAGUCCAUUUGACCUUUGAGCUUCGAUCACUUUUGUUAGAUCCCCAAUUCCACAAGCUCAUACUCCAUACCAACCCAAAUUUCUUCCCUAAGGUAGUGUCAGACCGUCACGUAAGCCAGGAGAACGUACAGCUCCUCUCUCCCAACCUCGCGGAACAGGUCAUCACUCAUUAUCUGUAAUGAUCACGCAGUCUGAGAGUGUCCCACUAGAUGUUUGUUCGCGUCCUUCCACUCUAACUGAGUGGAGGGGGUGGGGGAGAGCUGUUCAGAAAGUCAUUUUCUGCUGGCUGUUGGAUUGCGUUUCCUUUGCCAGAACUGACCAGGCCCAUACUUCCAAGGGACAGCCGCUACUCCCUCCAUCAGGGCAUGGGCCACCUUCAUUUGUAGCACCGAGGGACAAUCCACCAGCAGAUCGGUACAAGAUGUCCUCCUGUCCCCUGUGUGGACAUUUGUUGAGCACUAUUGCCCGAAUGCCAUCCACAGGAGAGAGAACCAAUUUGGGCUGCCUGUCCUCCAUCAGCCUUCCCUCAUAUAAUUCCCCCCUUCCACCGAGGGGGGAUUAAGGUGUGUAAUAGCCCAUGAUCUGAUCUGGUUGUUACUCGCUUUUGGAGAAACGCCAUUUACUUACCUGUAAUAGCAGUUCCCUAAAAGUGGCUAGCGCACCAGAGUCAGAUUUCCUGCCACUCAGAUUUCCCACUGCUUAGACAAACUCCAGCCAUACCGCGGUACCACUAAUCAUAUGCUUUAUUUUCUUGGGACCUACUCUGCCACGGACGUCGCGAAAGUGGGGUCUGCCGGCCAGAGCCAUAUGUGAGCCCCGGUUGGAGGGGAGGGGCUACGUGCCUGGAUGGGAAAAUCCAGUCUCAAGGGCCCCAGCCAGCAGAGAGGCUGGAAACAGAGGCUGAGAUGGAGCUCACACCAUGAUUUGAUCUGGUGUCCACCACACUUUCAGAGAACUGCUACUACAGAUCAUUGCCUAUACUGAUGAGCUGCACUGCGUGGAAAGCAUUUUCGUUUCUGAAUUGUUCUAACAGUCUGCAGCUCGACUGUAGAGAAUCAAUUGAACCAGACUGGAUCCAAUACAGAUUAGACAUGGAUCUUCAAUUCUGAAACAGAUGGCCAUAUAAUCCUGGAGUAAUUGAGGUUUCUUGAUAAAAACCAUAGGGCAACCAAACUUCUUUAGUAAUUGCCAGAGACCAGAUCUGCCCUGUCAUUGAGACUUUUUGGAUGUCUGCUGAGAAAAAACUAGAGAGCUCUAGGUACCCAGGAUUCAGUGGUUGGGCCUGUCUCUGAGACGUUUUCUUUUGCUUCAUGCCUGAGCAAGGUGGUCCAAGUGCUGUGGAAAUGAACGGAGAACAACAACAUGACACAGACACUGGAUCUGGUAUGGAGGAAAUGGAAUUUAACUGGGAUGAAUAUCUGGAAGACACAGGAACCACAGCAGUUCCUCAUGGGUCCUUUAAGCAUGUGGAUACAAGUUUACAGAAUGGAUUUGCUCCUGGCAUGAAGCUUGAAGUUGCUGUCAAAACAGAUCACGACACUUACUGGGUUGCCACCAUCAUCACCACUUGCGGGCAGCUACUUCUGCUACGAUAUGAUGGCUAUGGCGAGGACCGCAAAGCUGACUUCUGGUGUGAUAUCAUGACAGCAGACUUACACCCCAUUGGGUGGUGUGAACAGAACAAGAAGGUUCUCAAAGCUCCUGCAGGCAUCAAAGAUAAGUUUUCUGACUGGAAUGAGUUCCUGCAGCAGACCCUGAAGGGAGCAUGUAGUGCCCCUGCUAACCUGCUAGAGGGCCUUCAUAAAGGAAAGAAUCCUUUGGAUCUUAUUGCACCAGGCUCCAGACUGGAGUGUCAGAAUUUCCGGGAUUCCUUGGCUGCUUGGAUCGUUAACGUGGUAGACAGUGUCGGGGGGAGACUGAAGUUGCACUAUGAAGGGCUGGAGAAUUCUGACCAGUUUGAACAGUGGUUAUUCUACUUGGAUCCAUUCCUUCAUCAAGUUGGCUGGGCAACUCGACAAGGAUACGACCUUCAGCCCCCAUUAGCUAUCAGACACUUGAAGAGUGAGGUGGAAUGGAACGAGAUCUUGAUGAAAGUAAAAGAGGAGGAGGAAGAGUCGAUACCGACCGACCUCUUUAAGGACAAGCCAGUUAUAGGCAUGCAUACUUUUUCCGUGAGCAUGAAGUUAGAGGCUGUGGAUCCAGUGGCUCCUUUUGUGAUCUCUCCUGCUACAGUCAUUAAGGUAUUCAAUGAAAAAUACUUCCUGGUGGAAAUUGAUGACUUGCGACUGGAACUCUCCGCCAAACGAUCCUUUGUGUGCCACGUCAAUAGUCACGGCAUUUUUCCGGUGCAGUGGAGUCUGAAAAAUGGAUUAAAUCUCAGCCCCCCUCCUGGUUACCCCACCCAGGAUUUUGAUUGGGCGGACUACCUCAAACAGUGUGGUGCUGAAGCUGCUCCCCAGAGCUGCUUUCCUGUGCCAAUUUCUGAUCAUGGAUUUAAGGAGAACAUGAAGCUUGAAGCCGUGAACCCUAUUGACCCUGAAGAAGUAUGUGUGGCUACCGUUACAAUGGUUAAGGGUUCCUACCUGUGGCUUCAGUUGGAAGGCUCAAAAAAGCCAGUGCCUGAAUGCAUCGUGAGUGUGGAGUCCAUGAAUAUUUUUCCUGUGGGUUGGUGCGAGACCAAUGGAUACCAGCUCAGAUCUCCUCGCCGAGGAUUAGUGAACAAACAGAAGAAAGUGGCAGUGGUUCAACCAGAGAAACAAACAGUUCCUGAAGGCCUGAAAAACCAGGAGCUGAAUUCCACAGACUCAGUUGUAGUCAAUGGAAAAUAUUGCUGCCCAAAGAUCUACUUCAACCACCGGUGCUUCUCAGGGCCAUACCUCAACAAGGGCCGAAUCGCUGAGCUGCCACAGUGUGUGGGACCUGGAAACUGUGUUCUUGUCCUAAAAGAGGUUCUCACUUUACUGAUCAAUGCAGCCUACAAACCAAGCCGUGUCCUUCGGGAGCUCCAGCUGGAUGAGGAUGCAGUGUGGCAUGGGCAUGGGGAGAUCUUGAAAGCAAAGUAUAAAGGGAAGAGCUAUCGGGCUACAGUCGAGGUAGUGAGGACAGCCGACCGGGUGGCCGACUUCUGCCGGAAAACCUGCAUCAAACUGGAAUGCUGUCCGAACCUCUUCAGUCCGCAGAUGGUUCUGGACAAAUGUUCCGAGAACUGCUCCGUAUUGACCAAGACCAAAUACACACACUAUUACGGGAAGAAGAAAAACAAGAGAAUUGGGCGGCCACCUGGUGGGCACAGUAAUUUGGAAUGUGGCAUGAAGAAGCAGAACAAAAGGAGGAAGAGAAGGAAGCAUUUCUUUGUCCAUAAGAAGAAGCGCUCCUCUCCAUCUGUGGACACCACACCAGCAGGUUCUCCCCGGGGUAGUGGAGGGGAGGAAGAGGAUGAUCAGGAUGAAGUGGAUGAAGAAUCUUUAAGUGAGGACAGUGUUUCUGAGCAGCAAGAUGAGCUUCAGGAAGAGUCAGAAGUAUCGGAGAAAAAAUCCCAUUCCUCCUCUCCCACCCAAAGUGAGGUGUCACCUUCACUGCCUCAGGAUCAAGAUAAAAGGAAGAGGAAGCCCCGCACUUUUUCCUUCUCUGAUGACGAGAACAAACCUCCUUCACCAAAGGAAAUAAAGAUUGAAGUGGCUGAAAAGCUGCAGCUGGACAGUAAUCCACUGGAUUGGAGUGUGGCUGAUGUUGUGCGGUUCAUCAAAUCCACAGACUGUGCUCCGCUAGCAAGAAUAUUCCUGGAUCAGGAAAUUGAUGGGCAGGCACUACUGCUCCUUACUCUUCCCACUGUUCAAGAAUGCAUGGACUUGAAACUGGGACCUGCCAUCAAACUCUGUCAUCACAUUGAGAGGAUCAAGUUUGCCUUUUACCAGCAGUUUGCCAACUAAGAAGCGUGGCCAAGCUGAACAGGACCUUUGAAGCACAAUUGUAGUGAGCUAUUCCUAGAGGUAGCCAGGUAGGGCCAGAAUGGCUCUCUGGCGAUGCCUAUUCGCAGGUGUCCGCUUGCCAUGUUUUUGCACUUUGAGGAAAGACAGACCACACCCCUGGGGCAAAGUACCAAUGUGAUCGGGAUCGAAAUGUGGCAGCCUUUUGGCUGGCAGAUUGCAGUUUUGGUUUGUUUGUUUUAACAAAAAGUAUUGGUGGGGGAGGAGGGAAAACAGGCUCCUGUGAGGAGAAUGAGCAUUUUGGGGUGUGUGCAUGUAAAAGAAGAAAAAAGGACAUUGAUUUUAAGUGAAAAUCGCGAGAGCUGGAAAGUCUUUUAUUUCCUUUGUGUUCCUCCCAUAUCCCAAGUUUCUUUCUUCCUGUUCUAUCUUUCUUGGAAAAAACAGGAACAUGAUUGAGCCGUGGGCGUGUCAGAGUGUGUGUGUGUGUGUGUGUGUGUGUGUGCGCGCGCGCGCGCGCGUGUGUUUGUGUGUGCGGGUGUGUGUUUCUUAAAGCAGCUCAUUUUUGGGAUAGUGUAGCUCUAGGACUCUGAAUGUACUCACAUUUUGGUCUAUUUAAAAAUUAAAUUUCUGGGGACUUUUUUUUUUCCACUACCUCUUUUUAAAAUUGCAGCUAAUAGCUCUUGAUGAAUCUCUCCACCCCUUCCCUCCCACCCCGGGUGCCAUUUUCAACAGUGACCUGAACACCAAAAAUAAUGCUUUCGGGGGAUUGGUUGGUGGUGAUUUGCUGUCUUUAUUUCUAACUUAGUUUGACAAGUUCUGUGGAAGUUUUACACUAGUUCUUUUGUCUCUCCCUCUCCUCCAUUCAGAGAUGGGUCUCCUAGUUCAGCAGCAUCCCAAGAAGAGGUUUAUUGGCACCUUAGCAACAUUGAUGUUCCUUUCCAUUACCUCUUUCAGUGGACUUUUGAAAGUGUUUUGUCUUCAGUUUUUCUUUGAGGUUACAGCAACAUUUUGUUCCUUUGAAAGCAUGCUGGGCUUUUUGAGGUUAAAUUCUGCAACCACCCCUUCCACACCCAGGAAGGACUCACCUCACCUCAUUUACCCUCCAGCUGAAUGUGGGGUUUUGGCUUUCUCUAAUUCAGGCAAAGCAAAUAGAACACUUGUGUUUUCAGGGACGUAGAAUACUGAUUAAAAAUUGAAGACUAGCCAGCCACUUGUGGGUUUCUGCUGAGUUGUCCUUUGAGCUGCAUAUAAGGUGAAUGAUAUAGAGAUUGGAUUCACUGGCUUUUAUGUUACACACACCCCACUCACUCAUCACAACAAUUCCUCUCCUCACCCCUGCAAAGACACCUCAAAUCUCAAAAUAGAAUCUUGCCCCGGUCCUGAUGGUUGUUUAGAAAUCAUUUUAAGUUAUCCCAAAUUAUAUCCAAACAAAUCUCUCUAUCCCUUCUCAAAAAGUUCCCCAUGGUGUAAUUAUUCAACUGUUACAAGGGACAGUUUAUCGUUAAUUCAGUUAUCUGUAAGGGCUUGGAAAGUCUAGAACACAAGAUCUGUAUAGUCAGUAAAUUACCCAGAAUCUGUUGAUAAAAUGGCACGUGAAAGUACUCCACCCUUCCCCCCAGUUCUGGCAGAAAUGUAGUCCUGCAUUUUAGGAAUACUGGCUCUAUCAGCUUAUUUCUAAUAGCAACUUGGAGUUAUUGGGUUCUAGCAAUAAACAGAUAGUGGGUACAAGAUAAUGUUGUUGAGCUUAAAUAUGGGCCUCCUGCAUCGUCCCUUAAGGUGAUGAAUUGGUCAUUUGUCUGAGAGGAGAAAGAACUGCAUAUAGCAUAUAUUAAUGUGUGGAAAGUAGUAAAGGGACCCUAAUUGAACAUCUUGUUUUCUCAAUUUCAUUUUGUCUUUUAAGGUCCCCAGCCUCAGCUCAUAAACCGGACAAUAUUGGGUUAGACUAAUGUUCCUCCAGUCUAGUAUUCUGUCUUUGACAGUGGUACUAAAGGAUGUUUGAAGGGAUAAUCUUCUAAGCAGCCCAGAAGAAUCAAGGAGAGAGCGAGUCCCCUGCAAAAUGUUAGCUGGAAUCCUUGCUUGGACAAUUGGAUCCUUUAGUGGGUUUUUGUUGGUGGUGGUUUGUUUUUUUGUUGGUUUUUUCUCUAGGCAAUAAAAUAAAAUGUGUCCUAAGGGCAUAAUUGUAACCUAGAGAGUAAUGGGAAUCUGACUUUUUUCCCCAUUUUUCAAAUCAUCCUACCCCAAACUCCCAUACCCAAGUAUUUCAAAUAAAAAAUGAAAUUUCUUAGGCAGCUCAAGAAGCAGAGACAAAUGGAGGUCUAAAUCAUGCAGCUUUUAUGCCAAAGGAAGAAGACAAUUUGGGGCUUUUUGAUGUGGUGAGGAUAUUUGUUUAUGUAUUUUUUAAGGCAGAAAUUUCAAAUUCCAUUUAUUGUUGAAAAUACAUGUCAGCUGCUUCUCUGGAACUGGUGUAUUAACUAUUAAGAUGAAUUCGUUCCGCUGGGGCAGAUGUCAAGGUUUGAAUCCUCUGCGUAAAGGACACUGUUCUAGGAAUCUGUAGAUUCUGGGUCCUAGUUCUGGUUCUGCCUUUUGGGGCCAUGCCACCUAGGGCGUUCGAGCAGUGGACAGCCCGUCAGGAAUCCUGAAAAAUAACUGAUGUGGGCAGCAGAGACUGCAGAGGCUAUCAAGGAAAUGGUCUGCUGGGUCAUGGCCCUACGGGCUACCGCCGGCACUAUGUUGUGAUUAUUUUGGCCACAGCUGGGUCCCGUACGUGGGAAAACCUCCUUCGUGGGCACUUUGCCACGUUCUGCACCCCUGUCCCACAUGCUCGCUCAUUCCUUCCAGCCCCAACAAGGACAUGACCUGUAGGGUCGAGAGAGCGCACCAGUGGCACUCUGCACAUCGCCAGCAUUGUAAUCAAUUCCUUCACUCAGGGUCUCGGUCCCAGAGUUUCAGGACUGAGGCUCAUCCUUUGUUCUCAAGGGAAGACCCCAUCAGGCUGUGAGGAAAUUGGUUCCGACUUAUGUUUCGCCUCCUAAUGUGUUUGUCAAGCGCUUAUUAUGUGCCAAGCACUGCUCUAAGCACUCAACACAAUUGAUUCCAGACAGCUGCUUCUUAAAGCCGAGGCCUGGCUGUAGUUUUUGGUGGUUGUGGCUAAUUUUGUCCCGACCAGCAGGAAUUGCCAUCUCAUUCUCGUUAUGCUGUGUCAUUCUCUGGGGUUCUGGGAAUUUAAUGAAACCACUCUCCAAAAGCAGAGAAAAACUACAGCGCAGCAGUCUGUGAUUAGGCCCCAAGGCAUCUUCACUCCCUGAAACCUAGCUCUACAGAUAGGUCGAGAGCACAACUGCCUUCUGGAAUGAAUGGAAUCAUGCCCAACUUGCUGGGCUACCAUGAACCAUUUGCUCCAUUUCACCUCAGGCUGCCUUUAAUCUGCCCCUGGGGAGGCAGCAGGACUCAUCCUUUUGAGUGUACCAGGGCAGGCAAAGUGAACUUCAACUUUGUGGCAGAUACCUGGGGAUUUGCAAGCCAAGAUCAGAAUUUAGCAGUCGUGCUUCUUCCUCUUACAGCAAAACUGAACUGAUUGUGGGACAGGGAACACCUAGAGUAUUGAAUGGUCACGUGUAUACACGUGAUUACACUUGGCAUAUAUAGCAACUGGCGUGGAACAGGACUACAGGGAGGUGCUUAUUUGGGGGCUCCCUGCUGGCUUUUUCUUUUUCAGCCAAGGGUUUGGGGACUUUGUUACUGCUGUCAUGUGAACCAAAAAGGAAACUAUGUGUUUGGGAGAGGUUGUAUAAAAUACCAGAGAGGCUUCUGGGCAGUGUCCAGAGUGGGACCAAAUGGGAAUAUUGUUUGAGAUUGCCACAUGGUCACACUGUACUUAGCAACUACCGCCAAAGACUCUGUUCUCCAGUGAUUAUUAUGUUGACAGUUUGAGAAUUCCUACUUCCACAGAACUUCUGAGAGCGUGGCCAGUAAGUAGAGCCACAGGAGUGGAAAUUCCAAGUUCUCAUUCACUGUGCUUGGCCUCUGGAUGCAUAGGGUGGUGGUGGGGGGAGUCAAUUUGUUUUCCCUCACCUUCCGAGAAAAUGCCACAGUUGUGCAUGCUGUCAGCAGAGGGCUCAGUAACUUUUGAGACUUCAAACACCGUUAGACUAGUAAACUGAAGGAGAAGGGGAUCCUACCAGUUAGUGAGGUGUAAGAUCAGGGUGGGAAGCAGGUGUCCCCAUUUCCCUACCCUUCAGAAGCCUGCAUGGAUUUGUUCUGAAGGAUUUGCAGCAGAUGGAGUGAUCAUGGUGCUGAUUUAAAACCAUUGAAAAAAAAACAAAAGCAAAAAAACAAUACUAUAAAGCCAAAAAUGCCUGGUACUUUUCAAGCAGGUGUGAUUCCUCCUGGAGAUUUUUUUUUUCUUUAUCUGAUUUGCUAACAAGCUUUGGUGGAACAUGUAUGCUGCACAGGCUGUGACUAGUUUGCGGACUCUGACUUCUCCAGGUGAGCCACACAUAGACUUGCAGUUCCAAUUACCAAAAGCCCAGUUUGAAAGCUGCAUGCUGUUCCGUACAAAGGACCAGUCCAAAAGUAUCCUAUUCCAUGCCCACCAUUUUUGGGUGCUCCCCUGAAAACUCUCCCCGGACCAUACAAGUAGCCUCAAUUUUGAAGGCAGCCUUAGAGGGGUGAAAGGGCAAAGGGUGGGUAUUGGAUGCACUGAUCAGAUCACAAGGUUCUUUGUCGAUACGUUUGAAGACUCUUCUGUUUUCCAAGUAACCAGCAAAAACCAGGAGUUGAUGAGGAGGAACCCAUAGGGAAAUAGACGUUUCUUCCUCUCCUUAUGCUUUUCUGGCUUUGCACACCACUGGGCCUUGGCCUAAUGCUCCAGCCAACACGUAAGACUGUUUUACAAAAGAAAACAAGCCACCUUGCCCGAUGAGCCUCCAACACCAGCAGUGAGGUGCUGAACCAGAAGGCCGCAGGAGGCAACGGGUCUCACUCCGACCAACUUAGGAGGCGAAGGCUGCAUCUGGAUUAGCAUUAUUGAGCUAGCAGAACUGGUGGUGCCCCCUCCCCCCGCCCACAAUUCUUCAAGCUGUGUUGGAACCCCAAGAUCCCUGUAUGGUUUGUUCUUCAACAUAAUUUCACUUCCAGCUUAAAGGAAUGUUGCAAGAAAGCGAGCGAGUGAACAGAGCACCCGAUUGGGGUCCUGAGGCACCCCAGUCGAGAAGCAGCUGAUUUGGGGAUGUGGUUGAUGCUCAGGCAAAAACAGUAAGUUGCCUGAUGAGUCACUUCCAUAACUUCUCAAGAUAGUACUUUGAAUGUUUCUCUCGAGGAUUAAAGCUUCUCCCCUUUCCUCUCCUUCCUGCUCUUCUCUUCCUCCUUUUUAAAAUAAUAAACUUAAAUCCUAUGGAGACAAUCAGAGGUCUGCCAAGGAAAGACUCCUGGCUGGUACCAGCACUCUAGGCCUCUUCUACUAACUCAUUGGAACGGAUGCACUUUGUUUCCUGCAUUUUGCCUUUUUUUAAAUUAGCUGCUUGUUUGGAACAAAACAAAAUGCAUUCUGUAUUGUGUCCCUCUUGCUUGCUGUUUUUUUUUGGGUCCCCCCCGCCAACCCGGAUUUCAGAUGUUAUGCAUUGAGGUUGAAAUCCUAUGUAAGGAAAAAUAUGCACAAGAAAAUAUGCCUAUUAAAAAUAAUUCCCAUCAUGUUUGAUAGGUGAAGAGGCCUAAAGUUUUUUUUAAUCUAUUUUGGAUGGCUAUUUUGCUUGUUUCUGUGUAAAUAAGAGUGUACAUAAGUUUGUGGUAUAUUAUGACAGU
Tachyglossus aculeatus (Australian echidna) is the source of this 10919-nucleotide messenger RNA. RefSeq names its product Scm like with four mbt domains 1 (gene SFMBT1). Gene Ontology annotation, biological process: regulation of DNA-templated transcription. The record is from RefSeq and is a predicted model, not a curated record. Gene Ontology annotation, cellular component: nucleus. Lineage: Eukaryota; Metazoa; Chordata; Mammalia; Monotremata; Tachyglossidae. The transcript has 23 exons. The coding region runs from base 2505 to 5123 and encodes 872 amino acids. Gene Ontology annotation, molecular function: transcription corepressor activity; histone binding.